Molecule: messenger RNA, 732 nt
Organism: Myxocyprinus asiaticus (Chinese sucker)
Lineage: Eukaryota; Metazoa; Chordata; Actinopteri; Cypriniformes; Catostomidae
Product: phospholipid scramblase 1
Exons: 7
Coding region: 43-732 (229 amino acids)
Biological process (GO): plasma membrane phospholipid scrambling
Cellular component (GO): plasma membrane
Molecular function (GO): phospholipid scramblase activity
Source: RefSeq, a predicted model, not a curated record
GUUUAUCCUACACCACCAGGUUAUGUGCCAACCCAGGUCCCUAUGAUGAUGCCAGUCCCACAGAGACCCCCUGGUUGCCCCCCUGGCCUGGAAUACCUGACUCAGGUAGACCAACUUCUAGUUCAUCAGAAAGUGGAACUAAUGGAAGUUCUCACAGGAUGGGAAACCAAUAAUCAAUACGUGAUAAAAAACAGUUUAGGGCAGCAGGUGUUUUUUGCUGCUGAGGAGAGCGAUUGUUGCACACGUAUGAUCUGUGGACCAAUACGCUCCUUCACGCUCCACAUUCAAGAUAACAUGGGACAGGAAGUGAUGACUUUAUCCCAUCCACUUAACUGCAGUAGCUGUUUCUUUCCCUGUUGUCUGCAAGAGUUGGAGGUUCAGAGCCCUCCUGGCAGCCCUAUUGGUUAUGUGAUCCAAAGCUGGCAUCCUUUCCUGCCAAAGUUCAUCAUUCAAAAUGAGAGAAAAGAACCAGUUCUGAGGAUUGUGGGACCGUUUUGUGACUGCAAAUGUUGUUCUGAUAUUAAUUUUGAGGUGAUGUCACUGGAUGAGUCAUCAGUGAUUGGUCGGAUUAGCAAACAGUGGACAGGAUUUGAGGCUGAAAUGUUUUCCGAUGCAGAUAAUUUUGGACUACAAUUUCCAAUGGAUUUAGAUGUGAAAAUAAAGGCAGUUAUAUUAGGGGCCUGCUUUCUUAUUGAUUUCAUGUAUUUUGAACACACUCAAAAUCAAGAGUGA